Molecule: messenger RNA, 2367 nt
Organism: Trichophyton verrucosum HKI 0517
Lineage: Eukaryota; Fungi; Ascomycota; Eurotiomycetes; Onygenales; Arthrodermataceae
Exons: 6
Coding region: 1-2367 (788 amino acids)
Biological process (GO): protein N-linked glycosylation; oligosaccharide metabolic process
Cellular component (GO): endoplasmic reticulum membrane
Molecular function (GO): Glc3Man9GlcNAc2 oligosaccharide glucosidase activity
Source: RefSeq, a predicted model, not a curated record
AUGGCUGCUAUAUCUUUUCUGUGGGUUUGUAUUCUCUUCGUGCUGGGCCCCGUUGCAGCGGAUGAUACAGCUGCCGCUGCCCUGGCCGUGGAUACGGCAUUGAACCAGACGUUACUAUGGGGUCCCUAUCGUCCUAAUUUGUAUUUUGGAGUGCGCCCGCGGAUUCCAAAGAGCUUGCUUAUGGGGUUGCUCUGGGCAAAGGUCGACAAUUACCAGACAGCUCAGGAGAAUUUCAGGCAUACCUGUGAGCAGAAUGAAGGAAUGGAGGGCUAUGGUUGGGAGGAAUAUGACAUCCGAAACGGCGGCAGACAGACCAUACACGAUUCCCGCAAUACACUUGAUCUUACGAUAGACUUCGUAAAGAUCCCGGGGGGUACAGACGGCGGUAGCUGGGGUGCUCGCAUUAAGGGAGUACCUCGUCCCGAUGCACCUCCUAAUCAGCCUACAACAUUAAUAUUCUAUGCUGGGUUGGAAGGACUGGGGAAGCUGGGACUGCACAAUGAGCCCAAUGAGCUUGGAUAUGCAGGAGAUGUCAGGCUUGGGGGAAACGCAAUAGGCCUGGGUGACUUUACUAUUGAUAUCACCCGUGGUCCGGAUACCAACACUUACCCUGAGCGGAUGCACCCAAGCUAUGAUGACAAGCCGUUGGACAGAACGAUUGUUUCAAGCAUGACCGUCCCGCCAGAGGCACUUUGGCAGGGAAAGACUAUACUCUUCACGCAGAUGAAAAAAUAUAUUGAAGCUGCCGUAGAGAAGUUUGGAGAAGGGAAUGUACCUCCUCCUCCGGCAUUGCUCACCCUUACAAAUACUCAGGGCGGAGGUAACAUUCACUAUAUACAGAAAGUCUUCCGCGGAUCUUUUGAGGAUGUAUCUGCAACAUUCUCCCAAAAGUUUGAGAAUAUCUUCAAACCGCUCGCUCCGUUUAACAAGUCAGAGUACUUGCGGUUUUCAAAGGAAAUGCUCUCCAAUUUAGUAGGCGGAAUCGGCUACUUUUACGGAGAUUCAAUUGUUGACCGCAGUUAUGCUCCUGAGUACGAUGAAGAGAAUGAAGGAUUCUGGGAGGAGGCUGCCGAAGCUCGAUCCCGCGCCCAACUCACAGUCGCAGAUCCAUCUGAAUUAUUUACUUCAGUUCCUUCCCGGCCCUUCUUCCCCAGGGGGUUCCUGUGGGACGAGGGCUUCCACCUGCUGCCAAUAAUGGAGUGGGAUCUUGACCUGACUGAACUGACAAGGAACAGACUUCAAAUUGUCAAGAGUUGGCUGAGUCUCAUGGACGAGGAUGGCUGGAUUGCCAGAGAACAAAUCCUAGGACCUGAAGCUAGAAGCAAAGUUCCAAGGGAGUUCCAAAUCCAAUACCCUCACUAUGCCAACCCACCAACAUUGUUUCUUGUUCUCAGAGAAUUUAUGAACAAAGCUUCACUAGGAAAAUCUUCUGGCCCUGAUAGUUCUAACAACUCCGCUUAUUCUGACAAUAAAGAGCUUGGCAUAACAUUCCUUCGUUCAAUAUAUCCCCUACUCCGUCGCCAUUAUUUCUGGUUUAGGAAGACCCAAUGGGGCGACCUCAAAUCUUAUGAGAGAGAUUCUUUCUCUACGAAGGAAGGAUAUCGAUGGCGAGGACGUACGGUCGAGCACAUCCUCACAUCUGGCCUGGAUGACUACCCUAGACCCCAGCCGCCUCACCCUGGAGAGCUUCACGUUGAUCUCAUAAGCUGGAUGGGCAUGAUGACCCAAUCUUUGCGAGACAUUGCCGGAGCAUUAGGUGAGACAGCUGAUGUCGAGGAAUUCACCAAAUAUGAAACUGCUAUCCUUAGAAAUAUUGAUGAUCUCCAUUGGAAUAAGGACGCAAAGACAUAUUGUGAUUCCACUAUCGAUGAUUACGAAGACAGUAUUCAUGUAUGCCAUAAGGGCUAUAUCUCAAUUUUCCCUUUCAUAACUGGUCUUUUGGACGCCAACCACCCGAGACUAGGAGAUAUCUUAAAUCUCAUCCAGGAUUCAGACGAACUAUGGAGUGACUACGGCAUCCGAAGUCUGAGCAAAAAGGACGAAUUCUUCGGAACUGGCGAGAACUACUGGAAAGGCCCUAUUUGGAUCAAUAUGAAUUAUCUGGUCCUCAAAAAUCUUCUGAGUGUCGCUCAGGUUGCAGGUCCCCACCAGGAACAGGCAUCUGAGAUGUAUACGAAGCUACGCAAGAAUAUAGUAGAGAAUGUUUACAAGGAGUGGAAGAACACUGGCUUUGCCUGGGAGCAGUACAACCCCGAUACAGGCAAGGGCCAGCGAACACAGCACUUCACCGGUUGGACCAGCCUUGUGGUAAAAAUGAUGACUAUGCCCGACUUAAAUACCCAAUCCAGCGCUAAAGACGAAUUGUAA